Diaporthe amygdali is the source of this 1626-nucleotide messenger RNA. Its product is annotated as MFS general substrate transporter. The record is from RefSeq and is a predicted model, not a curated record. NCBI's taxonomy places the organism in Eukaryota, Fungi, Ascomycota, Sordariomycetes, Diaporthales, Diaporthaceae. Bases 1 to 1626 code for a protein of 541 amino acids. Gene Ontology annotation, biological process: carbohydrate transport; transmembrane transport. The transcript is spliced from 7 exons. Gene Ontology annotation, molecular function: carbohydrate:proton symporter activity. Gene Ontology annotation, cellular component: membrane.
AUGGCAAACGACUCCCAGCAUCCUGACGCCGAACCAAAGUUGUCCGUCGGGCAUCAUGAGCUGGGCCAGGCCAGAGUUGUCCUCAAAUCCGAUCUUGACACUCUUGGUAUCUGGGAGACGGUGAAGAAAUUCAAAAAGGCUGUCCUCGUCUGCAACCUUCUCUGUUUCGCCGCCGCUGCUGAUGGAUACCAGAUCAAUCUCAAUGGAAACGUGAUCGCGAACCAAGGCUUCAUCCAACAUUUCGGUUUCAAGAACGCACAGGGCCGAUGGUAUCUCGAAGCUCAGUAUACUGCCCUAUGGGGGGCCAUGCAAUCCUUAGGCCAGCUGAUCGGGAUGCUGCUGCUCAAUCCCAUCUCGGACAGAAUCGGCCGCAAGGCCACACUGUACGUUCUCUGGGUCAUCCUCGCCGGGUCGCUGCUGAUCGAGACCCUCGCUCGUGACUGGAGGGACUGGACUGGUGCGAAGAUCCUGGCGGGUGUCGGAAUAGGUGCCAUACAGGCUACUCUGCCCAUCUAUGUGACAGAGUGGUCUCCUGCGAAUAUUCGCGGAGCCAUGGUCCUUGUAUAUGGGUUUUGGAAUUCGUUUGGGAAAUUCUUGCCCCCAAUGGUGCUUCUUGUCGUCCAGAACGCCAACCCGUUGGAUUUCAGGGUGCCUAUCCUGACUCAAUGGGGUUUCCUGGGUAUCAUGCUCCCCAUCUUCAUUUGGCUUCCGGAAACACCAGCCUACUUUGCCGCGAGAGGCAUGGACGACAAGGGCAAAGCAGCACUGCGCCGGGUGAAUGGAGGCAUUCCAACGUACGACGUCGAGGCUGAAUACGCCAUCAUUAAGAACACUAUCCUAGAAGAGCAGCAGAUAUCAGAAGAGACGAACCCCCAAAACAUCAGCGGGAUCGUGCGCUCGUACAUUGACUGCUUCAGGGGCCCCGACCUGUGGCGGACAAUCGGCUCGACCUUGCCAAGCUGUGCGCAGCAGCUGACGGGGCUUGCCUUCCUGAAUACCUACGCCAGCUUGUUCUUCAAGCGGAGCGGGUUCAACAAUGCGUUUCUGGUGACUACCAUCAUGGCCAUCCUCUCCCUCAUCACCGCCACCGGUCUCAUGCUAGCAGUUGAUAGGUUCGGCCGCCGGCAAGUUGUCAUCGCUGCCUCCAUCCUCUGCUCCCUCGCGCUUCUGGUGGUCGGCGUCCUCGGCCAGGUCGGUCACUCAAAGCCGCUGCAGGACUUCCUCAUUUUCGUCGCCUGUCUCUGGGCCCUCGGGAACAAUGCUCUCGGACAACUCGGCUGGGCCUUCGUCGGCGAAGUAGCCUCACAGCGCCUGCGCGCGCGGACCGCCGGCCUGGCAGCCGCCAUGUCGGUCGUGUUCGGCCUGACGUUCAACACGGCCGUGCCCGUGAUGCUUGACACCGAGGGCGCUGACUGGGGAUACGACACGGCCUGGCUGUUCUUUGCCCUUGGGUCCCUCGUCUGUGUCAUGGUCUGGUUCUUCGUGCCUGAGCCGUCGCAGCGCAAUUAUGCCGAGAUGGAUGAGAUGUACGCCAAUGGCGUCCCCGCGAGGAACAUGAGGAGGUACGUCACCGAGGUGCAGCUUGCACAGCAGCAGCAGAUCGCGGAGGCCGAGAAACUCCGGUAG